Drosophila persimilis is the source of this 837-nucleotide messenger RNA. RefSeq names its product circadian clock-controlled protein (gene Jhbp6). NCBI's taxonomy places the organism in Eukaryota, Metazoa, Arthropoda, Insecta, Diptera, Drosophilidae. The record is from RefSeq and is a predicted model, not a curated record. Bases 1 to 837 code for a protein of 278 amino acids. The transcript has 5 exons.
AUGAGUGUGCCCUCGGAACGUGGAUGGUCUUGGCUGGUGGCUGGGCUGGGCUUGGCCUUGGCCGUUUCCCUGGUUCGAGGAGACGAUGGGUUUCUCACAGAGCCGCCAGAUUACAUCAAGGAGUGUAGGAUAGCCGAUAGGAACUUUGUCAACUGCUCGACCCAGAGCAUCCAGCAGCUCUUCGACAAGCUCAACGACGGCAUACCCGGCCUCACGAGCAUCAAGAGCUUCGAUCCGUUCCACCUGAACCGCAUCCGGAUCUCGCAGGGCAACAGCAACGCGAUCAAUCUCAAAGUGGAGCUGGCGAAUGUCAAGAUCGUGGGCUUCGGCCACACCCAUGUCCUGGAGAGCCAGGUCUUCAAGAAGGACUACAGCUGGAAGACAACCUUCACGCUGCCGGUGAUGAAGCUCAAGGGCGACUACAGCCUGUUCGGGCGCAUUCUGCUCAUCCCCUUGAAUGGGCGGGGCCAGGUGUUCCUCGACGCCGACAACAUGACGGUGACGAUGCACACCAAGACGCGACUGUACUCGAAGGGGGGCUUCACCUUCUACAACGUGACCAACUGCCGCGUGGACUUCAAGAUGGAUGGCCUCCGGUCGUACUUCUCCAAUCUGUUCAACGGCAACAAGCAGUUGGAGGACAGCACCAACAAGUUCUUCAACGACAACUGGCGCAUGCUGGCCGAUGCCCUCUACACGGUGAUCACCCAGACCAUCGAGGACAUUCUGCUGGACGUCCUCAAGAAGAUAUUCCACUACAUUCCAGCCAACUUCUUUGUGAGCGACAUUCCAACGCCCGAGCAGCUCUACGGCAAGGCCAAGCCGAAGCCCAAAUGA